This is a messenger RNA of Drosophila teissieri, 1392 nucleotides long. RefSeq lists its product as uncharacterized. Lineage: Eukaryota; Metazoa; Arthropoda; Insecta; Diptera; Drosophilidae. The record is from RefSeq and is a predicted model, not a curated record. Bases 31 to 1380 code for a protein of 449 amino acids. The transcript has 2 exons.
CAUUGACGAAGCUUCAAACCAGGUAACAAAAUGAGCGAGAACGAGCUUUCCGACGCCGUUACCCGAGUCCUUUUGGAGCUCUACCAACGCCAUAGCAUACCUAUGGUCUCGCAACCGAUGGCCGGAGUUGGGGAGAAUGCCUACGGACAGGUUCUCAGGGUGAGUUGGCCUACGAUCGCGGACGCGGCCACCGUGGUGGUCAAAAUGGCGCCUAGGAACGAGGCCCGAAGAUCCCACAUGCAUGUCGUGGAGUACUAUGCCCGCGAGGUUUUUAUGUACCAGGAGGUAUUCCCCGUUUUUCGGGAGCUAUCACAAGAUCAGAACACGUUCACCGUGCCGCCGGCCCUACAGGCCUAUUGCUUAAAAGCUCCCAAUGAGUUCUUGAUAUUCGAGGACCUGUCUGAAAGCGGAUUUCUUCCCAAUUCGCGCAGUAUUAUGCCUACCUACGACAUCGUGGUCUGCUCCCUGAAAGCUUUAGCGGAGCUACAUGCGUGCUCAUUCAUCCUGCAGCGGACGGAUUCCUUACAGUUCCAGAAGCUAGUGGAGUUCGUGAAGAAGGAUAACCUCUUUACGCCCGAAAUUGAGGAAGUCACUAUUGAGUUUGGAAAGGUACAGUUGCGAAGGGCCAGAAACAUCCUGAGUGAAUCCGAUGGAGACCAAGUGGCUGCGGUCCAGGAAGUCCUGCAAUUGUGCGAACAGCAGUUAAAAUCUUUGGCUCUUUACUGUGUGGACGGAAACGCACAGGCACCACAUGCUGUUAUCUGUCAUGAAUUCUCCGAAAUAAGACUCCUACCUGAAUUAUUAAGAAUUUUUUUUGUUGGAUCCCUUUUGAUAACUAUUGAUGUUCCCCAGCCUAAUUCUGAUCAACCUGUGGAGGCCAAGCUCAUCGACUUUCAAAUGUCACGGUAUGCACCGCCCGUUCUCGAUAUAGUCCAUUACCUCUUUGCCUGCACGGAGAAAGAAUUGCGGGACGAGCACUUCCCCGCCUUUAUGGAUGCUUACUACAACACGUUGCACCUGAAAUUGGCAUCCUGUAAUCUUUCGCUCAAGGACAUAUAUCCACGCAGCGUCUUCAAUCGGCAAUUGCAGCUUUUCGGUGUUUACGGUUUGAUAAUGGGAGCAUUUUCGCUCCCCUUUUUUAUUUCUAACGCCAACGAAGUAAUUGAUAUCGAUACUGUGUCCGAGGCCAUCCAGAAUCUUUCGACAUCUUCUGAUGAACCCAAGUAUAAGGAGCUAAUUGAAGAAUACGAAAUGCUCAAUGCCCGGACUUUACCAAUUUUUAAGCGGCGAAUUACUGGCAUCGUUGAGGAUCUUAUAAAAUAUAACAUGACAGAGCCACUAUUUAAAAUGAACUCGGAGCAAAGUGAUAAAGUAUUAUAAAUAAUAAAAAAA